UUUACUGCAUUGGAAACAUGGGCUUGAUGAGCGCAAGGGAAGUGCUAUGGAAAAAUAUAAUCGCUGACAUGCGAGCAAAUGGACAGGUUGGUCGACACCUUACUCUAACUUGUCGGAACCAUCCUCAGAAUAUCAUUCACGCUUCUCGCUCAGCGGACUUCAGAAAAGCACCAGCGGGAGGCUGCAUGGAGCCAUGCGUUGCAAGACUUGACUGUGGACAUGUGUGUAAGAGUUAUUGUCAUCCGGCCGAUCCUGAGCACAAGAAGUACAAGUGUCCAGAAAAGUGUACAAAGAUGUUAUGCGAGAUUCAUAAAGUGAAAUGUCACAAACUCUGUUGGAAAGCGUGUGGAAGGUGCAAAGUUCUUGUGACAAGAGAGAUUCCAGACUGUAAACAUAAGCAAGAAGUACAGUGCUUCUUGGAUCCGAAAGAGUUUAAAUGUCAGGCUCUGUGUCAAAGACUCCUUGCCUGUGGGCUGCAUCAUUGUAAAAGAAAAUGUUCUGACACUUGUCCCAAGAAUUGCACAACAAAAGUUCAAAAGAUGCUGAAAUGUGGCCACGAAAAUACUGUGGAAUGCUACAAGAACAUCGAUGAGGCUAUGUGCAAAACUCCUUGCCACGAGCUUUUGAAAUGUGGACAUCCAUGUCAAGGGACAUGUGGUGAAUGCUUUCAAGGCCGCCUUCAUCUUCCAUGUAAAGCUAAAUGUGAUCGCUCGUUGUUUUGUGGUCAUCUGUGUAGAGAAGAUUGUACAAGGAAUUGUCCACCAUGUUCGCAGCCCUGUGAAAAUAAAUGCUUCCACAGCAAAUGCAUGAACAAGUGUGGGGAACGCUGUGUUCCUUGUGUGAUGAAAUGCAAAUGGCAAUGUAAACACUAUAAAUGUUCUAAGCCAUGCAGUGAGACAUGCGACAGACCAAGAUGCAACAAAGGCUGUAGGAAGAAGCUUCGAUGUGGUCAUCGGUGUAUUGGCAUGUGUGGUGAACCUUGUCCAAAGAAGUGUCGAGUUUGCAAUAAAGACGAAGUUAACAAGAUUGUGUUCGGAAACGAAGACAAGCCAUACGCACGGUUCGUUGAGCUGCAGCCAUGUGGUCACGUGAUUGAAAAGAACGCCAUGGACCACUACAUGGAUGACGUUAGUAAUGACAGUUCAAUCAUACAACUAAAAGGGUGAGUUCAAUCAUCAUCUCACAUACAUUU
Molecule: messenger RNA, 1192 nt
Organism: Exaiptasia diaphana
Lineage: Eukaryota; Metazoa; Cnidaria; Anthozoa; Actiniaria; Aiptasiidae
Product: NFX1-type zinc finger-containing protein 1
Exons: 4
Coding region: 18-1166 (382 amino acids)
Cellular component (GO): nucleus
Molecular function (GO): protein binding; zinc ion binding
Source: RefSeq, a predicted model, not a curated record